UCUCUGCUUACCGUUCUUGUAUACAGCGACUAGAUCAAGCAGAUGACUUGCGUGCAUUAUCGGCCAGAUAUGCGCUUAUUGUUGAGCUUAUUGAGGAUACCAAAUUGGCUACACGAACCUAUUCGAGCCGCAUCAAUGCUUUGUUUUCUUCCGCACUCAUAAAUUUCAUGGAACAGCUACCUGUGCAAUUAACUCCACUUAUAAAGCCUUUAAUGGAUACAAUAGAAUCGGAAAAUAGUUCACACAUUGCUAAUUGUCACUUAGUUAAUGCUUUUUCUACACUCAUUGAGCGAACAUCUAACAGGAAGCCAUGCCCGCAUUCUAAAAUUUUACGUCAACUUAUGUUGGGUCUGGGUCAAUGUGAUCAAUGGUCACCUAAAGCUCUUAAAUGGAAUGAACAAUCACUUCUUCAUAAAAUUAUUAGCUUGGAACAUUCAGAAUCGGCCACUUGCCAUUAAGACACGGAAUUGUGUGAAAGUAUUGAAGUUUAUUUGUGAGAGAUUUGGUUCGAAAAUUGUUGAAAUUUGUCCUGAGAUGGUUAACGGGCACUUAUGGGACAUGGUCAAAGAAAACGAUGAUGGAGAGGAAUUCCUACUUGUAUUGGAUUAUUUUGGAGUUAUAUUUCCAGCAAUUACUGAUAAACAAAUACGUCUUUCUUUAAUUAAAGAAAGAAUAGGUCCAAAAAUUCCUCACAUAAUGGCAUUAUUAGUCAAUACAAAUCCUGCUAUUCGAUUUAGGGUUGCCCGUUUUCUCUCGAAUCUUACAGAAAUUGAGUUAUGUCCCAUGUUGAGACUUUUCUUCCAGCCGCUUUCUGAAAUGAUAUCAGAUAAUGCUUCGACUUCUGUUGAAUGGGCUAUGUUAGGAGCAUCAGAACUUUUGCUUAGGUUAUCUACUAUUGCUAGCAAAUUGCUUGGUGCAAUAUCACUCAUAUCUCUGUUGGCACUACGCUGUAUUGGAGAUCGAAAUGAAUCGGUUCGAGCGGCUGCCGCCCUUGCCUUUCGUCAAUUUGUUGCUUUGUUACCUUUAGAAAAUAGACAAAAUCAUUUUUUACACGAAUUGUUUGAUGAUAACAAGUUGAAUGACCAAUCUGAGAUGACGAUGUUGCAGAAUACAUACAUUAAUUCUUUCUCUCUAGUUGAUGUUCUUGGAUGUCCGGGCAAUUUGCCUAAGUUAAGACGUGAUGAAAUUCCAUUUCUUGUUGAUACAUUGGAUUUACGUGAUUAUCAGAUUGAAGGUUUGGGAAACAUUUUUUAUAUAAAUACCGUAAUAUGCAGGUAUUACAUGGCUGACUUUUCUUAA
Molecule: messenger RNA, 1299 nt
Organism: Meloidogyne enterolobii
Lineage: Eukaryota; Metazoa; Nematoda; Chromadorea; Rhabditida; Meloidogynidae
Source: the annotation of a GenBank genome assembly